Molecule: messenger RNA, 2715 nt
Organism: Malassezia vespertilionis
Lineage: Eukaryota; Fungi; Basidiomycota; Malasseziomycetes; Malasseziales; Malasseziaceae
Gene: APE2
Product: Aminopeptidase 2 mitochondrial
Exons: 1
Coding region: 1-2715 (904 amino acids)
Biological process (GO): peptide catabolic process; proteolysis
Cellular component (GO): cytoplasm
Molecular function (GO): metalloaminopeptidase activity; peptide binding; zinc ion binding
Source: RefSeq, a predicted model, not a curated record
AUGUCCACGCCAGAGAACAGCUCCGAAUGGUUCCGCCUUCCCACCGACGUCCGCCCUCGGCACUAUGAUCUUACGAUCCUAUCCGAUCUCGAGGCACUUACCUUCCAGGGCGCCGUCGCGACCGAACUUGAAAUAUUUAACACCACGCGCCAGAUCCAGUUUAAUGCGGGCAAAGGUCUCACGCUCGGCAGCGUGCGCGUCUCGCUCGACGGGAAGCAAACGAGCGUAGCGCCUUACAUCGAUGCGGAGCACGAGCGCGUCACGGUGCAGUUGGACGAGCCGCUUCAGCAAGGCUCCCAUGCCUCGAUCCUUGUUCCCUUCCGCGGCGUGAUCGACGAUAGCAUGAUGGGCUACUACAAGUCGACCUGGGAGCACGAGGGCAAGAAAGGCCACUACGCGCUCACCCAGUUUGAGCCGACCUCUGCGCGCCGUGCGUUCCCAUGUUUUGACGAGCCCGAGCUUAAAGCCAAGGUGACGCUGCACAUGCUCCACCGCGACGGCUCGACUGCACUGGGCAACAUGCCGGCGGACCAAACGUCGUCGAUCGAUGCAAACGGCAUUGCCGCCGCCCUGCACACCGAUCUUGGCGUGCCCGCACCCGAUGCACCGGGCGCAUGGCUGCGCACUGACUUUGGCACGACGCCCAAAAUGUCGACCUACAUUAUCGCUUGGGCCAACGGCCACUUUUGCCACUUGGAGAGCGAGUACCACUCCUCCCUCACCAACAAGACCAUUCCGCUGCGUGUCUACACUACCCCCGAGUACAUUCACCAGGCACACUAUGCACUCCAAGUCAAGAACCUUGUGCUUCCCGUCUACGAAAAGCUGUUUGACGUUGCGUACCCCUUGCCCAAACUCGAUACCCUCGUCGCGUCCGACUUUGACGCAGGCGCGAUGGAGAACUGGGGUUUGAUUACCGGCCGCACCAGCGUGUACCUGUACGACGACAAGACGGGCCUGCAGGGAAAGAAGGUCACUGCGUCUGUGCAGAGCCACGAGGUCGCACACAUGUGGUUCGGCAACAUUGCCACGCUCGCAUGGUGGGACAAUUUGUGGCUAAACGAGGCGUUUGCGACACUCAUGGGCGAAGUUAUUAGCUUGGACCAUGUCUACCCAGAGUGGAACAGCGCGAGCGAGUUUAUCGUAUCGCACCUGGGCCGUGCCCUCGAGCUGGACGGCAAACGCUCCUCGCACCCCAUCGAAAUUCCCCUCCAGGGCGAGAAUGUGGAGGAUGCAGUGAACCAAGUGUUUGAUGCGAUUUCCUACUCCAAAGGCGCCAGUGUUUUGCGCAUGCUCUCGCGCCUCCUGGGCGAGGAUGUCUUUUUGAAGGGCGUGAGCAUUUACCUGAAAAAGCACUUGUAUGCCAACACCGUGACCAAGGAUCUUUGGGACGGUAUCUCGGAGGCGUCCGGCAAGGACAUCAAUGCGCUCAUGUCGAACUGGAUCCUCAAGCAGGGUUUCCCUGUGCUCACCGUUUCUGUCGAGGGCGAUGCGAUCCGUGUGCGCCAGAACAGGUUCCUUGACACGGGCGAUCCCACACCGGGAGAGGACGCUACGCUCUGGCAGGUCCCUCUUGCGCUCAAAACGGUCCAAAACGGCAAGCCACAGACCGACUUUGCACUGAUGCUCGAUGAGCGCGAAAAAGUAGUGCCGCUCCCAAGGGCUGCCGACGCCGUCUGGAAAUUGAAUGCAGAGACUAUCGGCGUGUACCGCGUAGCAUACGCACCCGAACAUCUCCAGCGUCUCGGCAAGGCUGCUGCUGCACAAAACAGUCCUCUCUCGCUCGAGGACCGCGUAGGCUUGGUCAGCGAUGCCUUCACGCUUGCACAGGCGGGGUAUGCCAGGACCAGCGGCGGCCUCGCGCUGAUGCAAGAGCUGCGUGGCGACAAGAGCUCACUGGUGAACCAAGCAGCAGCGCUCAACUUGCAGCAACUCGGCAGCGCCUGGUGGGAGCAGCCCGAAGGGGUGCGCGACGCAAUCAAUGCGUUCCGCAUCGAUGUGUUUGGCCCACUGGCGCGCGAACUCACCUUUGACUUUGGCAAAGACGACGCGCCAGAGUUGCGCGAGCUGCGCUCGACCGUGAUUGGCGCGGCUGGUGCGGCGGGCGACCCCUGGACCCUUGCACAGGUCAAGGAGCGGUUUGCGCCGCUCCUCGAUCACGAUGACGACAGCCGUAUUGAUCCGGAUAUUUUGCGCACGGUGCUGAGCCUCGCGGUGCGGCACGGCGGCGCGAAUGAGUACGACGUGGUGAUGCGUGUGUACAAUAAGCCGCCCACGCCGCGGCACAAACUUGCGGCCAUGGUCGCGUUUGGAUACACGCAGGACCGCGCAUUGCUUCAGCGCACCAUUGAUUUCGUGUUUAGCGGGAAGGUCAAGUCGCAGGACUUUAUGUACUUCUUCAUGUCACUCGCAGCCAACCCCUCGAGCAGGCGCAUGCUUUGGGAGACGGUCAAGGCGCGCUUUGACGAGCUCGCCGCGCGCUUCGAGGGCAACUUUUCCCUCUCGAACCUGAUCAAGUCGUCGAUUAGCAGCUUUAGCCAGGAGCAAGACGCCAAGGAAGUCGAGGCGUUCUUUGCGGCUCGGAACACGGCCAAGUUUAGCAUGAGCCUUGCGCAGGGCCUCGACUCAAUUCGUGCACAAGCGCGCUGGCUCGAGCGCGAUGCACAAAACGUGGCGGCGUGGCUCAAGGCGCAUGGGUACGAGCGGACAGAGUAG